Molecule: messenger RNA, 1059 nt
Organism: Nematocida homosporus
Lineage: Eukaryota; Fungi; Microsporidia
Exons: 1
Coding region: 1-1059 (352 amino acids)
Source: RefSeq, a predicted model, not a curated record
AUGGAAGAGCUCAUUGUUACUUUUCAGAAUAAGAAAGAUCCUGCCCUGAUUACCCCGCCUAUGCAGGUUCCCAAAGGCAUUACUCUUAAAGAAAUGGAAGAACUUCUCAAUCGGCUGUUCAGCCAUGAUAAGACUUAUGCCUUUUUCUAUAAUGGCACUCAGAUCAAUGAGAUGCCAGAAGCCGCGGCCGAAACAACUCUGAAUAUUGAAUUUUUAGCCGUAUCUAAGAUAUCAAGUGAAAGUGCUAAAAUUGAUAUGGACAGUCCCAUUACUUGUAUUUCGAUAAGACGCAAUCCUGAAGUGCAUACGGAUAGUGUAGUAAUCUGUACUGUUCGUGGUGAGACAAAGGAGUUCUCACUAGGCCCUGGACUAGAUGUUUUAAAGGACUUUGAUUCGUUCAAGCCCAUUCGAGUGGUGACGUCAACUGAGACCGGUUUAUUUGUAUUGACAACCACUAAUAAAGUAGUGGAUGUGGAAAAGGCCGAAAUCGUCUUUGAACAAGAAGAUCCCAUUCGUACUAUUACUGGCUGCCACGCUCUCCUAGCUAUUGGCCUGGCUUCAGAUGAAGUAGUAAUUCUGGAAGAGGGCAAGGAAAUCAAAAGAAUCAAAACCAAUGGCGAGAUUGGCAAACUUAUUCUGCGCGAAGUGGAUGACAAGUACGUUUUGAUCGCUGGAAUUGUCACGGGUACUAUUGAAGUUUACUCGGGAUCUGAUUGGAACAAAACUGUUAUUGAAACCACCCGGCCAAUCACAGCCAUGGGCUAUGAAGACGGGAAGAUUUAUGUAGGCGGUCUAGGUGGCUCCAUUACUAUCUGCUCGCUUACUAAGGUUGAAAAGGAGUACCAAUCCGAUGCCGAGUUUAUUUCUAGAAUUGAAGCCGGCACUAUCUUCUUUGUUUAUACGAACAAGAACCAAAUACAUGUGCGUGAUAAGGAUAACUUCACCGGAACUCACUUGAUAGAACUUUCCGCCGAUAUAGCUGAUGUCAAAGUCUCUGGCAAAAGACUCUUCGUCGCCGAUGGCACUUCUCUCAAACUAUUCAAUAUCUUUGAUGAGUAA